AUGGGUAAACACCGCCACAGCUCAGAGAGAAAGAAACCUUUUCUUGUGCGGAACAAGGAUGGGAUUUCAGUUGGCUCUCGGAAAUCUCACACAGUCGCUUCAUCCUCCCGAAAACCUCCGCAUGACACAGAGAAAACUAUUCAGACUCAUCGAUCCCUCACUUACAGACCAUCUCAAAGUGCUGAAACUCUCCCGAGUGGUCCAUGGAGAGACAUCACCUUGCCUGUCUCCCCUAGACCAGUUGCUCGUUAUGUCCAAGCCCUCACUUCUGUCCCUCUCUCGUAUGAGACUGGUCCAAAGUACAAUCCCACGGGCCCACCUAGAGAGUCAACAGCCUCACUUAACUACCCAUCCAGGACUCUGCCAGAGGACGACGAAGAAAACAUGGUCAUUGUCACCUUUGAACCAGACCAUCUCACUGGGAAGAAGAAGCCAGAAGAAGAAGCUUUGAGGAUGAAGAUGAAUUUGAAUACAAUCAACGACCCCCUAAAAGUGCCACCUUCUCAGGAAGAACCAAAUCACACAGCCCACCAACCUUUUCCCGCUCAAAUCGAACUCAAACUUACCCUGACUCCCGUUCUGGAGGUACUCGACCCAAGUAUGAAAUUCUCACUCUACCGGUCCACACCUCCGUUGAUGCCAAUGGCAAUAAGAUAUGAAGACCAAGAGGAGACACAUAAUCAGUUUCAACCUGAUCGGGUCGUGGGACUCUCUGGUGAGAAUUUUUGGGAGUACUACUCUGCUUGUUUAGCGGAGGUGGACAGUGAUGAUUGA
Tremella mesenterica DSM 1558 is the source of this 774-nucleotide messenger RNA. RefSeq lists its product as uncharacterized. The record is from RefSeq and is a predicted model, not a curated record. NCBI's taxonomy places the organism in Eukaryota, Fungi, Basidiomycota, Tremellomycetes, Tremellales, Tremellaceae. The coding region runs from base 1 to 774 and encodes 257 amino acids. The transcript has 3 exons.